Messenger RNA from Cyprinodon variegatus (sheepshead minnow), 1862 nucleotides. RefSeq names its product tumor necrosis factor receptor superfamily member 26-like. The transcript has 9 exons. The record is from RefSeq and is a predicted model, not a curated record. Gene Ontology annotation, molecular function: protein binding. Bases 41 to 1162 code for a protein of 373 amino acids. Lineage: Eukaryota; Metazoa; Chordata; Actinopteri; Cyprinodontiformes; Cyprinodontidae. Gene Ontology annotation, biological process: TRAIL-activated apoptotic signaling pathway; positive regulation of apoptotic process. Gene Ontology annotation, cellular component: cell surface; plasma membrane.
UAAGUGUUUAAAGUUCGUCUCCCUGCUCCAUUUCAGCAACAUGUCCGCCUUCUGCUGUUCUCCACAGGUCUGGUGGACGUUGGUAGCCGUCCUCCAGGUCGGCGCGGCGCACCCCCACCGAGGCGCCAGGGCAGGUCGCUCCGCAGCCUGCAGAGAAGACACAGAGUACCUGCACAGCAGCAUCUGCUGCUUGAAAUGUGAAGCCGGUCAGUUCGUGAAGAGCCACUGCACCGAAGCCGGACAGAAAGGAAGCUGUGAAAAAUGCGAGGAUGGGACGUUCACCGAGCAUGCCAACGGGUUGAAACAGUGCAUCAAGUGCACCCAGUGCCCCCCAGAUCAGGAAAUGCUCAGGGCCUGCACCCCCACCCAGGACACCGUCUGUCAGUGCAAGCCAGGGAGGUACUGCCAUCCAGACGAGGCGUGUGAAAUAUGCAAGAAGUGCAGGAGCUGUAAAGGUGAUGAGGAGGUUGUGAAGAACUGCACCUCAACCAGCGACACCGAAUGCAAGAAGAUCCAGCCCAGAUCUACAGCAGAUGAAGCCCUGACCAAGAUGGCCGUUGGACUGUGUGUGUCUGCUGGGAUCAUUUUGGUGGCUUUGUUAAUCUUCGUCAUCUGGAAGAAGAGACGAGGAACAGCAGAGUCCAGCAGUGUGAAACCGAAAUGUUUCCCAGUUACUCCAGAGCCCAGCACAGCUGGAGGCCACGGCAAGGGCCUGGUAGCCGACAAACUCCAACUACAUGUAAAGGAAGAGAAGGAAAAGCUGCUUAAUAGCGAAAACAGCUCUGCCAGCAGCUCACGGCACAGCCUAACCGACAGGAGGGAGGACGAGUCGUUUCCCAUCCUGGAUCCUGUCGACGGCGUCGAAUCUCUGAAGAAGUGCAUCGAGUUUUUUGAAGAAGUCGACGUGGAUUUUCACAAGAGGUUCUUCCGUCAGCUCAGCUUGAAUGACAAUAUGAUCAAAAGCAGGGAUUACCUCCCGUAUGAAGAUAAGAUCCACGAACUGCUGAACCACUGGGUGGAGAAGGAGGGCAAAGACGCCAGCCUGAACGAGCUGCUGAGAGUUUUACUGGAUCUGAACCAAAGAAGAACGGCAGAGCGCAUCGUGCAGAGAGCCGUCGACGGCGGGCAUUAUCGUCACCAGGCCGCAGCUCUGGAGGUGUGAAGACGACGCCCCGCGCGUCCUAGUCAAAGUUUGGUCACAGACCGCCGCCUGAACAGAACCAGCGUUGAACCCAGCCUGGGGAAAAGUGACUGAUGGAUCUGUUUCCGUGGUUACGGCGUCUCUUUCAUCCUGACUGGAUGGUCGGCAUCGGCGCAUUUUAAUCGUUUUCCAUUAGCUUAUUGUUUUAUUACCUGAGUCAAACAUGGCUGAUGAUGUUUAUUUAAGCGCCGACCGUUCCGAUAUAUUUAAGCACUGAAAACUGAUUUAAUUUAUUAUACGACAGCAGAAUAUGAUCUGAAUUUUUCUGCCUUUAUUUAAUUUUUUUUUACUGUUUAAACCACAACUUUUUUUUUUUCUGACUCAAAAUGAAAGUGUUUUAUUUAGUUGUUGUUUUUUUGGGCAGAGAAAAGGAAAACAGGUUAUAUCUGUUUGGGUGUUUCCGUAGAUUCCUAAGUGAUGAAGUCAUUUUUUUACUCAUUUGUUUUUGUGUCUAUAAAGUGUUCCGUGCUGCUGGACGCCAACGCCGUCAUUUUUUUUUGUACCUGUCUUUUCGUUCAGGCGUCUCGGCUCCGUUAAGGAACGUUUUUACUUCCAUGUUACUCGUUUCUGUCCUGAAAACUUCCUGUUCAUCCGCAGUUCAGUUUAUUCUGAUUUAAAGAUGAAUUAAACACAAAGAAAACCUCCACUUGUGUUUGAAUUU